AACAGAACCCCACGCAAAAUCACAUCGAGUCAACGAGUGUGGGGGCGGUAGGGGUGUUGUCUUCGUCACAGUAAUCCGAUUGGGCUAAAUGCUUCCUCAAAAUGGGCUUUGAACUUCACACGAUAUACAGAAAUAGAAGACACAGCCGGUGGAAGUAUGCUAACUGUGGGAGAGCCUCAAUUCAAUUAUUAAAUUAAAGCAUGCACACUAAGCUACUUAUCUAGCUUAUUCACGAGCUCGCUUGGGUAGCCAGUGAAAUCACAAACAGAACUUCGCUAACUGUUCUAUAUCAAGAGGAGACUAGCUCGGGCUAGCAAUUCAACUAGCAGAUAGCUAACGUUACAGAUGCAGCUAUCAAACUACAGGUGGAAACUGAUAGCUUGCUAAAUUAUUCGGCUAGCUUGAAGCAUUGCAAGAUUGCACCAAACCAGACCUUUGAAUUGGCUAGCCCCUUGUGCCCCGAAGAAAUACAGGCUCACUGACCGCUAGCAAUCUUUUGAUUAAUUCAAAGACUGAGGGAAUGGACUUUACAUUGGACUUUGCGGCAGGAUGCAUAGGAGGUGCUGCAGGUGUUUUGGUUGGCCAUCCUUUUGAUACUGUAAAGGUACGACUCCAAGUUCAGAGUGUGGACAGACCUCUGUACCGCGGCACGUAUCACUGCUUCCAGUCUAUCGUACGACAAGAGUCGAUGACAGGGCUCUACAAAGGCAUCGGCUCCCCCAUGAUGGGCCUGACCUUCAUCAACGCCAUCGUGUUCGGUGUCCAGGGCAACGCCAUGCGCAGGCUGGGCCACGACACGCCGCUCAACCAGUUCCUGGCUGGGGCGUCGGCGGGCGCGUUGCAGAGCGUCAUUUGCUGCCCUAUGGAGCUGGCUAAGACACGCAUGCAGCUGCAGGGCUUGGGCGAGAGGAAGUCCAAGCAGAAGCUGUACAAGAACUCACUGGACUGCCUGGUGCGCAUCUACCGGAAGGAGGGCUUCUGCGGAAUCAACCGGGGAAUGGUGACCACGCUGGUCCGCGAGACGCCGGGCUUUGGGAUCUACUUCUUGACCUACGAUGUCCUGACGCGCCACUUGGGCUGCGAGCCCGACGACCCCUACAUGAUCCUCAAGUUGCUGUUCGCCGGCGGCAUGUCGGGCAUCGCCUCGUGGAUCUCCACCUACCCCGUGGACGUCAUAAAAUCCCGGCUCCAGGCGGACGGCGUGGGUGGCCACAACAAGUACAACGGCAUCGCAGACUGCAUGCGUCAGAGCAUGAAGCGGGAGGGCUGGCGGGUGUUCACGCGUGGCCUCACCUCCACACUGCUUCGGGCAUUCCCAGUCAACGCCACAACCUUUGCCACCGUGACUCUGUUCCUCAUGUACAUGCGGAACGACGAGGGCGGCAUCACAGACUGCGAGCCCCUACCCGCCCACUCCUCACUCACUGCGAGCCCACAGCAGGCCCAGCCCUCAAGCCUGUGACCUGGGGAAGAUGGUGCUUCUGCUCUGGUGACCCUUACUGGAGUGGAGGUGGUCCCACAGUGCACCAGUUAAGCUGCUGAGACCUGAGUGACUUGACCACUAGACAAAGGAUAUUUUUAUACAAUGUAUUUUAAGAUUGGAAAACUUUGGUUGUAAAUAUUUACGUGUCCCUUUUUGACCCUUGGUUUUGUACAGAGCAGCCUUUUUCCCCCUCUGCUUUCUUCCCCCAGUGACAAAUUAAUUAACAAUCACACUGAAAAAGUACUCAAAUUACUGAUCUGGUUACAAACAAAAACACCCUUAUACAUGUAUGUAUGCACAGCUUAGUAUAUUUAUAUUUCAAGGUUGGAGAAACGGAUUACAUGUAACAUAAAACUAAUCCGUUACCGGCAAAAUUAUUGUAAUCAGAUUUGAUACUUUUGAAUUCAGAAAGGAUGUUUGGGGCCUGGGAAAUCGGACUCCUUUCCAUUUUCUCCUGACAUUCAAAUCAGCAUUGAAAAAAGACGCAAGUUUAAAGAGAUACUUACAGAUUUGAUCUACUUCCCCAGAAUCAGAUGAACUCAUGGAUACCGUUCUUAAUUCCGUGUCCAGUAUGAAGGAGGUAGUUUCGCUAGCCAAUGACUGGAAGUCUAUGGGUAUCUGUUAGCAGAUGCCUAUAGACUUUGUCAUUAAAAUGCAACAUCCAUUCUGGCCAGCCCUUAACAUUGAUUUAUCAUUCAAUUGGUAAUAUACAUUUGUCUUCUAAUGCAUCUUAAGGGGAAAGUAACAAAGUUUGAGUAAUCCAAAAGUUACGUUACUGAUUAGAAUUUCACAUGUAACUAGUAAUUAACGGAUUAAACUACCCAACCCUGCUUAUGUAUGUCUGAAAAUAUGUACAGUCGUGGCCAAAAGUUGAGUGACACAUUCAUUUUGUCUGCUGCCUCAGUUUGUAUGAUGGCAAUUUGCAUAUACUCCAGAAUGUUAUGAAGAGUGAUCAGCUGAAUUGCAAUUAAUUGCAAAGUCUCUAUUUGCCAUGCAAAUGAACCGAAUCCCCCAAAAACAUUUACACUGCAUUUCAGCCCCUAAGAAAUGCGUGUAGUAAUGCUUCAGUAUUCCAUAGUAUCUGACAAAAAUAUCUAAAGACACUGAAGCAGCAGCACACUUUGAAAAUGUAUAUUUGUGUCAUUCUCAAAACCUUUGGCCACGACUGUACACAAGUGAAGCUUUCCGAUAGACAAACUGUGGAGUCCCUAAGGGCCCGUUCACAUUGCUUGCAGGGAAAAAACUAUGCCAGAAAGGAAGCCAUUUCAUUAGUUCUAAUCAAUGAUUCUGCUGGCUAGGACCAAUGAAAUGACUUCCUUGCAUAGAUGUUUACGGCGAGCAGUGUGAACGGAGCCUUAGGGCCCAUGAGUGAAGAUUAUCUUGAGUAACCAUUUUGGAAAGCCAUGGACAUUAGAGUUGGGUGUGACGUCUGCACUAGCUGGUUCCUGAUUACACAACUCUUAGUUCUUGAUAAUCCUAAUUUAAACACUCAGGGGCAUCAUGUCUGAGACCUUGUAAAGGUGGCUCCUUGUUUAUUUUACUGAAACACUCGGGAUUAGCAAAUGUGCUGAAAUCAUUGCAGUGUUAAGUAUGAAAUGGCACGACCAUAUUGCACAGCGAAAUAAGUGAAUUGUUUUGAUUCAGGACAAAAGUUUUUUUUACAGUAGCAUUGUAUUUGAGGCAGCACAGUGCCUAGCAAAUGUAGUGAAUUAAAUUAACAGCCUGUGUUACAUUUUGGGCAAAAAUUGUUACAUACCAACUUAAUAUUGAAUGAUGUACAUGUCAUGAUUUGAGAAAUUAUCCUACAAGUAUGAUAUGUAUGUAAACAUAUCUUAAGGAUAUUGCAUCCUUUCACUGGAGGUUAAACCCUACACUGGAUAUCAAAUUGAAUUGCAUGUGUUUCACAAUAACUAACGACUCGUUUCUAUAUGCUGGAUGACACUGCUUGUACAGAGUAACCUACUGUAUGAUGUAUUUAUACUGUGAACUUGGGUCAGUGCUUUCUCGUCUUAUUUCUUUUAUGGCAGAAUUUAAGUGUGAUCGUAGACACAAGGGCAACUCAACUAUAUGGAAUGCUGCUUCCUUUGUUUUACUGUUACGGAAAACCAUCAGCAUUUUGGUUGUACUGUACAGGUUGGAUGGCAUAUGUCCAAAAGGGCAAGUAACUUUUAUUUUGUACGUGUAAUGUUUGUUCUUUAUAGGUCUUAAUGUCUUGCAACCAAAGCAAUAUGUGGAAAAAGAAAUGGCAGAAUAAAAACGAUCUAAUAUGGA
This is a messenger RNA of Salvelinus fontinalis (brook trout), 3754 nucleotides long. RefSeq names its product mitochondrial basic amino acids transporter-like. Gene Ontology annotation, molecular function: high-affinity L-arginine transmembrane transporter activity. The coding region runs from base 521 to 1462 and encodes 313 amino acids. Gene Ontology annotation, biological process: mitochondrial L-ornithine transmembrane transport. NCBI's taxonomy places the organism in Eukaryota, Metazoa, Chordata, Actinopteri, Salmoniformes, Salmonidae. The transcript is spliced from 4 exons. The record is from RefSeq and is a predicted model, not a curated record. Gene Ontology annotation, cellular component: mitochondrion.